Messenger RNA from Nelumbo nucifera (sacred lotus), 1517 nucleotides. RefSeq lists its product as uncharacterized. Gene Ontology annotation, molecular function: nucleic acid binding; zinc ion binding. NCBI's taxonomy places the organism in Eukaryota, Viridiplantae, Streptophyta, Magnoliopsida, Proteales, Nelumbonaceae. The record is from RefSeq and is a predicted model, not a curated record.
UAGAAGAUGCUAUUGCUGUUUGGUCCUCUGGAACAAAAAAACAAAGACAAAGCCCCCCUAAUCUCUCUCUCUCUCUCGCUCGCUCUCUCUCUCCUGUAACAGAGGAAGAAACUCAAGUACGUAAAAGCUCUUCUGGGAGUCUUCUGUUGGUCUCUGGAUGAAAUUUCUUCAUCCACAAUGGAUUACAACAAAUGGGUUGAAAUGCAACAACAACAAUCGAACCCUAACCCUUCAACAGACCCUUACGCCCAACUCUACAAUGCGCAGGCUGCCUCCUAUUCGCAUUAUCCUUACUACCCACAUCAUCCCCAUAACUCCGGCAUUGAUGAUCCUCAGGCGGUUCUUAAACACCAUGAAAUCCCUUCCGCCCAUGGCGCCGAACCAGGCCUUCAUCCACCCGGAAUUGAUUCUUAUGCCGCCUUGAACAACUAUUCCCAUUCUACCCUUGUGGAUUUUGAAACCCAGGCGGGAGUCACCUAUGGCCACCAGGCGUCGCAGGUCAGUGCGCUGGCUGCAGCUGCGUAUUAUCCUGAUACUGGUGCUGCUGCGCAGAAUUGGGCAGCGAAGGAGGCAGUUCGGCAGUUUGGGGCGGAUCCCGUCGCUUACGCAGCUGUUGGCAUAAGACCUAAUGGAACGGAUACACUAGUUACUGUAAAUCCCAAGCCUGUCACCUGGACCAACUCAAAGAUCCGUCCUAUAAAUGAUGCCUGGAGGAAACGACCAAAGAAAACAAAAAUCGUGCAGUCUGCAUGGUGUGAAGUCUGCAAGAUUGACUGUAAUAGCAAGGAAGUACUGGACCAACAUAAAUUGGGAAAGAAACACAAGAAGAACCUAGAGAAAUUAGAAGCGGCAAAGAAAGAGGCCAAUGCUCCCAUCCCUGCAGUUGCUCCAGUGGCAAAUGAUCCCCUAAUAGGGCCAAAAGAAAACCCAGCAGUAGAGAAAGGCAAAACCAUCAGUGUGCGGCCAACAAAGAAGAAGGCAACCUCAUCAUCAGCCUCUGGUGUGGAUUUGGAGACAAAGAGGCAAAAGGUUAUGGAAGGUGGAGCAGCACCAGAUGCUGUUAAGGUGUGCACAAUAUGCAAUGUGGUAUGCAAUAGUCAGAUAGUCUUCAAUUAUCAUCUUGCGGGACAAAAGCACAUUGCAAUGCUGAAGAAACAGGCAACAGUUGGAACAAUGGCUGCCUAAGGGCUGGAUUGCCUAGGAAAAAAAAACAGAUCAUUAUUAUUUUCUCAUUUUCAAUGGGGUUUGGUCCGGUGGGUUCUUUGCUUUUGGUGAAAGAUAAAUGUAAACCAGUCUUUGUCUCUCCCCAAAAUAUAUCUCUAAAACCUCUCUUCCAUACAAAAGUAGUGCUUGUUAUGCUGAGAGACUUGGUGGUGUCUAAAGAAAAGAGAAGAAAAAGGUUGGGAAAGAGAGAAAAUCCAAAGGCUACUCUGCAGGUUGCCUCAUUGUUAAAAGAAUUAUUGUUCAGUCGUGGGUUAGUAGGAAAGAAGAUCACUAUAACAGUAAUGUUUUAAAAA